AUGAUCCUGACCCCCAAUCCUAACCUUGACCCCAACCCUAGUCGUGACCCCAACCCUAAUAGUGACCCCAACCCUAGUCGUGACCCCAACCCUAGUCGUGACCCCAAACCUAAUAGUGACCCCAACCCUAGUCGUGACCUCAAACCUAAUAGUGACCCCAAACCUAAUAGUGACCCCAACCCUAGUCGUGACCCCAACCCUAGUCGUGACCCCAAACCUAAUAGUGACCCCAACCCUAGUCGUGACCUCAAACCUAAUAGUGACCCCAACCCUAGUCGUGACCCCAAACCUAAUAGUGACCCCAACCCUAGUCGUGACCUCAAACCUAAUAGUGACCCCAAACCUAAUAGUGACCCCAACCCUAGUCGUGACCCCAACCCUAGUCGUGACCCCAAACCUAAUAGUGACCCCAACCCUAGUCGUGACCUCAAACCUAAUAGUGACCCCAACCCUAGUCGUGACCCCAACCCUAGUCGUAACCCCAAACCUAAUAGUGACCCCAACCCUAGUCGUGACCCCAAACCUAAUAGUGACCCCAACCCUAGUCGUGACCCCAACCCUAGUCGUGACCCCAAACCUAAUAGUGACCCCAACCCUAGUCGUGACCCCAACCCUAGUCGUGACCCCAAACCUAAUAGUGACCCCAACCCUAGUCGUGACCUCAAACCUAAUAGUGACCCCAACCCUAGUCGUGACCCCAACCCUAGUCCAUCUUUCCGUCUCAGAAGAAGCUUAUGA
Physella acuta is the source of this 738-nucleotide messenger RNA. RefSeq names its product circumsporozoite protein-like. The record is from RefSeq and is a predicted model, not a curated record. NCBI's taxonomy places the organism in Eukaryota, Metazoa, Mollusca, Gastropoda, Physidae.